AUGCCUGAUCUUGAAAUAUAUGGCAGGAUCCUACCAGAGGGACCAGCUUGUGAAGUAGACAGUCACAAAAGUAAUGCAGAGGAAGAAAAUGAGGAGAAUGCAUGCCCCGAUGGUGCAGGUGAUUGUGAGAUGAAGAUAGAAAUGAACUGCAAAGAGUAUUUACGAGAUGACGAGAUUCUUGCACAGUCAAAAACAGUUAUGGAAUGUGAUUCAGAUGGUGGCGAACUUUUUUCUGAUGAUUCAGAAGAAGAGUUUUUAACACAGGCACUGAGAGAAGAUGACUCAUCUAAUACUAAUGAUUCUGAUUCUUCAGAUACAGAUAAUGGAAGUUUACAGUCUAGAUAUUCAAAGCGAAAUUCGGGUUCGCGAGCCACAUCCGAGCCUACCACAACAAGGACAGAGAAGACUGACGGAGUCGCUGUCGCCGGACACGGCGAGGAGGACAUCAUUUCUGGAAGAAAGAGCGUCAAGUACGCUACGGCCAGAGCUGCGACGUCAAGUGGGCCAGAAGCGUGUAUUGGAGCUGAGGGUGUGGCGGAUCGCCGCUUCGUCAGCAGCCCCAUCCGGCCCAUUCAACCGGAUCACGAGAUGGCUAGCCCCACGGACACCACAGCUGCGCCAGGGAGUGCUGCAUCUUCCGGCGGCGACUUGCCUCCGUCGCAGUCCUCUCCUGUUGACACAUCUGGCCGACAUGGCAUCGAUUCAGAAAUCGAUGACACCGCCCAUAACGAGUGGCACGUAGUCACCCCACGGAGGGACAGACGCCGUGCUGCAGGACGCAGACCACCGCCCCCGGACCGACGGCGCAUCAUACCGCCCAGUCCGCGUAACAGCGGCCCGGCGCGAGCCAACGCGCCUGGGCGGCCGGCGCGAGCUACACCUCGUGUAUCUCGCGCCGGCGGCAGGGCGCAGGCGACCGCUGGGCCAUCUGUUGGCGGCGCGGCGAACAACAGCCGCGGUGCGCUGGGCCCGAGCGCCAGGCCGGCGCGAGCUACACCUCGAGACGCCCGGCCGGCGCGGGCUACACCGGCCACCCCUACGACCACUGCGCCAUCUGGUAGCGAUCGUCGGGCACCCAGUCCGCGUAGCAGCGGCCCGGGGCGAGCCGGCGCGUCCGGUCAGCCGGCGCGAGCUACACCCCGUGUUUCUCGCGCCGGCGGCGGGCCGCUGGCGACCGCCGGGCCAUCUGUUGGCGGCGCGGCGAACACCAGCCGCGGUGCGCCCGACCCGAGCGCCAGGCCGGCGCAAGCUACACCGGCCCCUGCUGCUACCGCUGCGCCACCUGUCACCAGCGCGGCGAUCGAAAGCAGCACUGAGCGGCCCACGCCAGAUGGCAGCACGGCACCACCACCGACGCAGACGACGGAGCGGCGCGACGUGAACGGAGGGACUGCAGCUGCGUCUCCGAGAACUGGCAGCAAGAAGAGGAGACGCCGACGCCGUAACACCCGGCCCAGUCCCAACCUCCCGCCGCAAGGCUCCCGUCCUACACCAGACCUGACAGGCCCCCCUGUACCCUCCGAACAGGGCGCAACUGAGGCAGCUCCGCCCCCCCCUCCCCCGGCCGACGCUCGGCUAACGGAGAGGCAGCGGCGCUGGCUGGCGGCCCUGGAGAGCGUCCACAACCAACCGUGGGACGCAUUCGUCGCGGCCGUCGAGGAUUUCAUCGCCGAGAUCGCCGAGACGAAGCCACAACGCCAGGCAGCCGGAGGUCGACAGGAUGGGCCACCAGCAGCAGCGCACCGCGGCCAGGGCCGCGCCGACGCUGCUGCCAAUCCCCCUCCCCCUGCCCCUACACGCGGCCGCGAUGCACCAGCUGCUGUCCCGGACUUUGCCGCCACCACGCCUCCUGAUGUCAGCGAGGAGGUCCUGCUGCCGAUCACACCUUCAGAGGUGCAACAGCGGCUCCAGAAGGCGAGCAAUACUGCUCCUGGGGCCGACGGAGUCACCUACUCGGACUUGCGACGUGAGGAUCCUGGCUGCCACGUGCUAGCUAAGAUCUUCUCGCGCUGCUGGAAAGAGCGGAAGACUCCGGUGCAGUGGAAAAUAUCCACUACCGUCCUCAUCCACAAGAAAGGGGACGUCUCGGACGUGACAAACUGGCGGCCUUUAGCAUUGAGCUCUACCAUCUCUAAGCUCUUUGCUGCAAUCGUUGCGGACCGCACUUCUCUCUGGGCGGAGCGGUUGAACCUGCUCUCCCCAGAACAGAAGGGUUUCCGCACGUUUGAAGGCUGCUACGAGCACAACUUCAUUGUGCAGACGGCAAUUGAUGAUGCAAGGCGCAGGGGAGGCCAAGCAUGCUUUGCUUGGCUUGAUCUGGCGAAUGCUUUUGGCUCAGUGCCUCACGCUCACCUCCUUGGAGUACUGAGCAGGAUGGGACUACCAGAGCAAUUGCACCAUCUAACUGCCGACAUGUACGAUGGUUGUUCCACCCGCGUCCGUACAUCUGACGGACUAACGGAGGAGAUAGAGAUCCAGGCGGGGGUCAAGCAGGGCUGUCCACUGUCGCCCAUCGUCUUUAAUCUCGCGCUCGAGCCGGUACUUCGCGCCGCAACCUCGCUCAGGAAUGAGUGUGGUAUUCCGCUUAGCGGCGUCAGUGUGAGUGCACUGGCGUAUGCGGACGAUAUCGUGCUUCUGGCGCGGGAUUCGGAGGCGAUGCAGACGCUCCUCAAUGUUGUGGGUGAGGCGGCGACGUGGGCCGGGCUUACCUUCAAGCCGUCGAAGUGUGCCACGCUUCACAUCCGCCGUCGGCAGACACUAGGCUCGGUAUUCGCCCUGCAAGGGGGAGAACCAGCCGUGCUCGGUGCGGGUGACGCCUACCUCCAUCUUGGCGUUCCCACCGGGUACAAAGUCUCGCAGACGCCAACGGAUGCGAUCGCGGCAAUUCGACGCGACUUGCAGCACCUGGACGCUUCCCUGCUGGCUCCCUGGCAGAAGAUUGACGCUGUGCGUGUCUUUCUCCUCCCUAGGCUUGACUUUGUCAUGCGGGGAGGAGCGGUACGCAAGGGGCCGCUAUCUGCACUCGACAAGGCAGUGAAAGCGGCUGUCAAAUCAUGGCUGUUCCUCCCACAGCGUGCGUCCACCGAACAGCUGUACCUCGCGCUGGGAGAGGGAGGAUGCGGCCUGACGCCGCUCGCGGACGCUGCGGACAUCUCGACGAUCGUCCAUGGCUUCCGCAUGCUGCACUGCGACGACGCCACCGUCCGCGACAUCGCCUGGGCCACACUAACUACGGCCGCGCGCCGCCGACUGGGGAGGGAGCCGAGUCGUUUCGACUUGGCCACCUACCUUAGCGGCAGCACUGAGGGUGACCUCGCACGCGACGGAGGUGACAUCCAGUCACUGUGGACGCGCGUCAGGAACGCCACAAGGCGCCUAGCGCCGCGUGGCGUCACCUGGCGCUGGAGUGAACUGCUUUGUGAGUUGCAGGUGGAGGUCGGCGGCCGACCCGCCAUCGCUGACGACGCGGAACACGGCGGCAUCGGAGGGGUGACGCAGCCGGCCACGGAGGGGACGGCGCCUGGGACUACACGACACCUCGAAGAUGGCGGCGAUGGACCGCAGCACGAUGAUGACAGCGUGGGACGCACCGCCAACACUGGCGUCGAGAAACCGGACCAGGGGAAGGUGUUUGAGUGCACCAGGGAGUCCACAGCGUCCAACCACUUCAUAGCGGGAGGCAAAUACACCCGCUUCGCAGACUGGCGCUUUAUCCAUCGCGCCAGGCUCGGAGUCGUGCCUCUGAACGGUUGUCGCCGCUUUGAUGGGCGGGCCAACAACAACAAAGCCUGCCGACGCUGUGGCCACAACAACGAGACGCUCCCGCACGUAAUUAACGCGUGCAUGGUGCACUCAGCAGCCCUGCAGUACCGCCACAACGCGGUCCUCAACCGCCUCGCGACAGCAGUCGCAGGGCGGCCAAGAAGAGGAAACACUGCUGUUCCUGACAUCAGGAUCAACCAAGCCGUCAUAGGGGACAGCAGUGGGCUGCGUCCGGACCUCGUAAUAACUGACGAGGUCGCGAAGACUGUAACCAUCGUUGAUGUGACAAUCCCCUUCGAGAACAGGCGGAUUGCGCUCGACAACGCUCGGCAACUGAAGAGGAUAAAGUACGCCGACGUUGCGCGCGGAUUAGCCGCUCGCGGCUAUUCCGUCACUGUCGACGCCCUGGUUGUCGGCAGUCUGGGGGCGUGGGACCGCCAGAACGAUGAACGAUGCAGUGCUUCGGCACCUAGGCAUCGGUAG
Messenger RNA from Schistocerca americana (American grasshopper), 4245 nucleotides. RefSeq lists its product as uncharacterized. NCBI's taxonomy places the organism in Eukaryota, Metazoa, Arthropoda, Insecta, Orthoptera, Acrididae. The record is from RefSeq and is a predicted model, not a curated record. Bases 1 to 4245 code for a protein of 1414 amino acids. The transcript has 7 exons.